Prosopis cineraria is the source of this 965-nucleotide messenger RNA. Its product is annotated as 50S ribosomal protein L21, chloroplastic. Gene Ontology annotation, biological process: translation. Lineage: Eukaryota; Viridiplantae; Streptophyta; Magnoliopsida; Fabales; Fabaceae. Gene Ontology annotation, cellular component: ribosome. Gene Ontology annotation, molecular function: RNA binding; structural constituent of ribosome. The transcript has 5 exons. The coding region runs from base 71 to 763 and encodes 230 amino acids. The record is from RefSeq and is a predicted model, not a curated record.
AGAUGGAGCUUGAGAGAACAGACACGAAGCUCCUCUCGUGCUCCGAGGCCGAGAGUCUCUAAGCCCAAACAUGGCUUCCGCUUCUCUUUCCCUGUGCGCUUCCCUCGCUUCCAACCUUUCUCUCCCCCACAAGCAACAAACCUCUUCAUUCCUCUCUUCUUCUUCUUCCUCUUCCACACUCUCUCUUCUCUCUCGCCUUCCCUCUCCCAAGCUCUCUUCCCCUUCCAUUUUCUCUUCCCCGCGCCUUCCCUUCCCAUCCCUCCCCAAAUCAUCGGAAUCUGAGACCACACUGGCUGAGCCUGAAUCUCCGGUGGCUCAGCUUGAACCUCAACUAUCGGACCUUGGUGCCGUCGAAGCUGUCCAAGCCUCCCCGCAAGAGCCGGCUCCGAAGCGGGAAGAGGUUUUUGCUGUUGUGAUGAUUGGCUCACGUCAGUAUAUCGUUUUUCCUGGGCGUUUUAUAUAUACUCAGAGGCUCAAAGGUGCUAAUGUUAAUGAUAAGAUCACCCUAAAUAAGGUGUUACUGGUUGGCACAAGGACAACUACCUAUAUCGGUAAACCAGUGGUAACAAAUGCUGUUGUUCAUGCCACUGUUGAAGAGCAGGGUUUAGAUUCCAAAGUGAUUGUCUUCAAGUAUAAAAAGAAGAAGAAAUAUAGGAGAAAUAUUGGUCACCGACAGCCAAAUACACGCAUAAGGAUAAAUGGCAUCACAGGCUAUGAGGACUACCCAGCUGUUACCCUGGAUUCUCUGAACUCUUCAGGGUAGAUUCAAAUCUCUUCUUUGCCAGUGUUUGUAUCUUCUUCAAUGUUACAUUUAAAUUUUCUGAAUCAAUGAUGAUGUGGUUGCUGAAAGUUUUAUCAAUGGUAGUUGUGAUGCAUAUAGCUGUCAUUUUGCUGUGAGGGUGAGAAUAACGGGAUGCAUUUAUUUAUUGUUUAAUUGUUAAUUUAUGAUAGACUUUUGAGUUUGA